Lineus longissimus is the source of this 14289-nucleotide messenger RNA. RefSeq lists its product as uncharacterized. Gene Ontology annotation, cellular component: nucleus. The transcript has 3 exons. Bases 143 to 12007 code for a protein of 3954 amino acids. Gene Ontology annotation, biological process: regulation of gene expression. Lineage: Eukaryota; Metazoa; Nemertea; Pilidiophora; Heteronemertea; Lineidae. The record is from RefSeq and is a predicted model, not a curated record.
CACCACUAGCUAUCCUAUGAGUACUUAUACCAGUCAUUCAUCAUGUUUAUGGCUUCGUGGAAGAAGGGCACCUGCUCACUCUAGUCAAACCUGGGAAGGAAAAAUCUCAGCCUGAUUUAUUCCUUGCUUCACGACAUUUAGAAUGAUGGAGAAGGACCCUGAUCAGCCCUCCAAUGGCAGCAACGGUGAGCCUGAGGCUUCCAUGGCAACAGAUAUUGCUGACGAAGCUAAAACGAAAAGGAAGUCUGCCUUCAGUCCAAGCCGCCCAACAGCUGUGGUGAAUCGUCUCAAGACACUGCUGGCAAACAUGAAAAGGACGCACACGGAAAAAGCUGAAGGGGAGAGCGUUUCCAUAGAAACAGGUCGUGUUUCCCCAUCGUCUCCUAGCAAUGAUCCUAUUCCUGUGGAACCUGAUGUCAGUGAUCGACCAAAAGUGCCUCUCAAGCAGCGCAGCUUCCUCAAUCCAUUUCUUGAGUUGACGGCUGCAGCUCAAGGCACCACAGAGGAGGAGGUUAUGCGAAGUUCGCCUGAUUUAUUUGAGAAUGUAACCGUGAAACAGGAGAAACAAGAUUCCUCUGGUCAGUGUAGCCGGUCAUGUGGUCAUUCAGGACUGUCAGAUGAGAGCUCAGAUGCUCUUACAUCAAAGGUGCCUGCAGCUGAUUGUUUGAAAGGUCAGUGGAGCGGAGAAAUGCAGGAAUCAGUAGCGCCGUCUGCUGAAAAAUCACUUGAAAAAGCCAAAACCAUGGCUGAUUCUGAGAGCCAAGUGAUUGAUCAUAAUACGAGUGCUGAUCAAGGUGAAUCAAACUCGAGCAGUAAAGAAAAAGAGGUUGAAUUAGGGAAUUUUCUUUCAAGUGUUGUUGAUGGGGUCGAUGGGGAUGAUAGAGAUUACAAACAAGUGCCUGCAGAACCAGAGGUAACCACAAGUAGUGCACAGUCCGUAAGUUGUGAGGAUGCUCUUGAUGCAAUUGCGUCAAAACCAAUAGCAUCACUAUUAGAUGGUAGAAAUGACUCUGAAAAUGCUGAGAAGACAUUCUCUGCAAUUCCUGAGAUAGAUCUACCUAAUACCAUUGUAGCAGACAGUCCAACCAACUUGGUAACUGCGGCAGUGAAUGAAACUAAUGCCAUCUUGUCCAAUGAAAAAUCUGGUAAUGAAAUAACCUGCGGAUCCCUCAUCGAACCAUCGGGUAUGGAUAUUGCCAAUAAACAGAUGGAUGUUGCUAUGCCAAACCUAGAGCAAGAUCAAAAUAAAGAGAAUGAUAAAGGAACGUGUGGAAUUGCAGAUGAAAGGAUGAAUAGAUAUGGAACUGAUUUUACGAUGCCAAGCCAGCAGGAUAAACAGGUGGAGGGAGAAAUUAGUGGGAGAGCCGAUAUUAGGAAAGACAGAAUUGCUGCUUUGCCAAACCAAGAGCAAGAUAAACUUGAGGAGGGAGGAUUGGGUGGGACUGCCAUGGGUGGAAUCGAUGGACUACCAGUAAAAGAUUCACUGAAGCACUUGAAGGAGAAAUUUCCGCUGCUGUGGGAAGCAGCAGGAGGUGGGGAAGCCAAUGAAAAUAUUGGGAGCGAACUAAAUUCUGAGGACACAGCUCCUUUGGGGAUGGUGAUGAGCAAAAGUCAAACAUCAAUUGAAACCAAAGAAAAUUGCAGAUUAGUAGCUUUGGACAAAAGUCAUGAUGAUGUAAAUCUGAAGGAAAAUGCCAUUGCAUUUGAUGAUGCUGUUUCAGAUGGUACUGUGGAAAACCAAGCAAAUACCAGAUUAGAGGAGCCUGAGGAUACACUGGUGCCAGAGGAUGGACAUGGGGAGUCUGAUUGCUCAAAUGGAAAGAUUUCUAAAGUUUCCAUAUCAGAUGACUCUGAUGUAAUGGCUGUUGAUGACGAUAUCUCUAGACCACCUUCCACAGCCGGGUCUGGGAGGUCUACAGGGACUGGAGGGAAUCUAGUGGUGGAACAGGGGUCAUCUAAUCUUGUGGAGUUUAACAACACACACUUAGAAUCAGGUGAUUCCAAAUUGCUAGCAGGGGAUGAUAUCGGACUCAGUACCACCCUUAAAAGUCACUCGGCAUCGGAUUUGAAGGGCAGUGGGGAUUCCUUGUCUGUGGCAAAUGUUCCAUUUCCUCGGUUAGAAACUGAAAAAACAAGCGAGAGCACAGGGACAGUUGAGCAGAUGCAUGUUAUCGGUGCCUUGGAUUCCAAGGAAAGCGAGGGUGUCAUCCUAAAAAACACCUGUUCCAACAACAGACAUUCAGAGAAUCUGAUGGACUCGAGUGAUUUCUUGUCAAUUAAGAUUGCAGAUGUUAAGAGCAUGAAUGUGGAAGAGUUUGAGAAGGUUGAAUCUCCAGCUGGGGUAAUUGCUGGCCGGCGAAGUUCUAGUAUCGAAGCAGAUCAGAGGAAUCAAGGACCAAGUCCAACGCCUAGCGAUGGAUCAGUUAUAACGGUCUUGGGAGCCAGUGGACCUUCAGACAAUAUAAAAACAAAUGAUGUAAUUGUCAAGUGCAAGUACAAGAAUGGAAAAUAUCAUUGUUUGAUGUGCAAAUUCUCCAUAACAUUCUCCACAUCAUUUGCUGUUCAUUUACAUAAACACUUACAUAAGUUGAACCAGAUCUGCACAGUUUGUUGUCCUACUGGGUCUUCUCCGAAAUCAUUGAAUGACUCUCCAUUUAAAAUCACAUGUCCAGUUAUCAAGUCCACAAUGGAUGCAUUGGAAAGAGCAAGACAGAAGAAAAGUUCUCAGUAUUUGUCCCCCAAGUUGAGCGAUAGUAGCUUUGCAGCGGCUUCCCCCCUUUCACUCUCGGGUUUUACGCCUACUGAGAAUAUCCUUGAGCCAAACUAUCCAGGGUCUGAUCUGACUGUUAUAAAGAGUGGGGAGUCCGCUGCUCAUGUCAGCUUGGUCAGGGGGUCAAUGGAAAGUGAGGAGGACUGCGUUGUCAUAUCAGGUACUGCAGUGGGACUCGAAGUGGAGGAGCCAGGUUCUGCUGAGCAGGUUAUGGUGCCAGAUAUGCCAUCAGUCGUGGUGGACUUGGCACCUAGUGAAGUUUCAAACAAGACAGUUAGCAUAGAAGCGAUUGGAGCUCCUUCUAAACCAAUAAUAGACAUGUCUGAUAUACCCACUGCAUUGCCAAUGUCGCAGUUUCAGCGUUCAAUGAGUACAUCAUCAGCUGCAGGCUCAGGAAACAAGGUAACUGCUCAUCAACUUACUGAGGAAACAAUCAUCCUAAGCAUUGUCAAAUUGGAAAACUCUAAAGGAUUUUACACUUGCGGAUUUCCAAGGUGUAACUUCAGCUCGAGCAUAGAGUCAAACUUGGGGACACACAGUGUUGUCAGUCAUAGUUUUGAGCGCAGUUUCCCUUGUGUCUACUGUGGCCACAAGUUUGACGAAGGUGACAGUCUCCUUGUUCAUAUGAAAGGACACCACAAUGCCUCAAAGAUGUUCCAGUUGUAUCGCUGCUGUUUUGGGAAAUGUAAAUUCUGUUCGAACAACUCCCAAGCUUUCAAGCAACAUAUCAAUAUCAUGCAUGCAAUGGAGACUCAGUUCACGUGCAUAUUUUGCAAGGAGGAUAUGAGUGGCGAUGACGAACUGAUACGUCACUUGAAUGAGAAUCUCUUGAAACUGACUCAAUGUCCAUACUGUCUUGUCAGGUCACCAAGUCGACCACAUGUCUUACAGCAUAUCAAGAGACAACAUCCGAAUGAAGUCAGGCGCGUGACAGUCACUAGUAAAACGAUCUGUUCAGAUAUCAAGAAAGUAAACGACUGUAUGUCUGCAUCUGGAGGGAGGUCGCUGCAUGUCUGUUCAGCUUGUCAGUAUCAAACCGCACACACUGGGCGGUUCAGGAAGCAUUUGGUAAAUUGUGAGAAGGCAAAGAACUUCCAUGCAAUGAUGGCUUCAAGUUCGGAGUCGCCUAGUCAAGCGUCGAGCUUAGGAGAUGCCGAGUAUGCAUUGCCAAGGCAGGAGUCUAUCUCUGAUAGAUCUACCAAGGGCUUAUGUGAUUAUGCCAACCCUAGUCAAGUCGAUGUAAAUGCAGAGUAUGUAAGUGACGCUGAUUCAGAUAGUCCAUUUCCAAUAUUCGAGUGCAGCGCCUGUAGGCUUACUUAUAAAUCCAAUGCUGAACUCACCGAACAUAUCAGGGAGAACCAUUACACUUCGCUGCAGAAAGCUCCUGGUUUAAGCUAUCGGAUCAGAACGCCGAGUCCUUCAUCCACUAAGGAAACUAACUUUUUAUGUGACAAAUGUGCGACACCAUUCAAGGACAGAAAAUCUCUUCAGAGACAUAGAACUGAUUUCCAUUUCAUGGAUUCUGAUUCCAUCACUGAAUCCUUUGAGGAAACAGAUGACCUCAUGAUGAGAUGUCCCAAGUGUGUGAACUUUGGAACACGAGCUAUGUCUGCCUUCAAACGUCACAUGCUAAAGCAUCCGGGAAAGCAUGUGACCGCCAGUAAGAUGUGUCGGCUGUGUCAGUAUAUGGCUCAGUCCAGGGAAGCCAUACUGUUACAUUAUUCAGAGAAACAUUGUGACAUUACUGAUCCUGAGAUGGACAACAUGAAACUUGUCUUCUAUGGUGAACGGGCAGCAUGUCCUGUUUGCGAUUUCACUUGCCCUUUUCAAGUUGAGCCGUUGGUUAAUCACAUGAUAAAGCAGCAUACUGGAAACCACUCGGCCUUGAAGCAAGCGCUGGACCAACUUCCAGAUGAUACAGCUGAACAGUCGGUCGAAGUAGGGCGGAAAAUAGAUGAAAAGUUUUUGUGCAAAUACUGCGAUGCGAAAUUCGAGCUCUUGUCAACUUUUCUACGCCAUGCUCAGUGUCACUUCAGUGGUGAAGAACAGUUUAUUAUCUUCAAGUGUUCAUGUUGUCACUACCAGUCUGAUCGUAAGGGCUUGGUGUCAAGACACAUCAAGAAGAAGCACGCCGGAGAGAUCCGACCUCCAGACUAUAUCAGGUAUGUCAUGCUGAAAAGCAAGUUGGGCUCACAAAAUGGAUCUGCACUUGAGAGAGAAUCAAGUCACAGAGACAGGAGAGUCGAGGAGUUGGAAAGUUCUAGUCAUCAGGGGGAGGACAGUCCUGCAUUGUUUGGUGAAAUGGAAGAUGAAAUGAUGGACACUGCAUCUGAUUUGUAUGAGAAUCCAGGAUUUGAGCCACAAGACGAGACAGACUACAUGAAUGUGGGUACCGAGGAAGAAAGAGGUGAUACACAGGAUGGAAUUGGUGGGUUUCUAACCCCUGCAAUGCCUGAACAGUAUAUCAAGGUUGAACCUAUGGAGGAGGCUGAAACAGCAGUCCCUGGGAUGACUAUUGAGAGGUAUCACUGCGACUAUUGCCAGUUCAGUUCAGGCAUCAUGGAAGAGUUUGAGAAUCAUCGGUGCGCAGAUCCGAACUCCGCUUUGGAGAUGCCAGGAGUUAGGGACAUGCAACAAGCAACCCCAGCGCCUGAAGCGUAUGAAGCAAGCUCAUCAUCUGAUGCAGCUGACGAUGAUGGUAUUGAAAGUUAUGCUGUCACAAGUCGGAAGGUUGGGAAUGAAUGGGAGUGUGUGGAAUGUGGGUAUAGGUCACAGCAUAGGAAUAAGAUCGAACGCCACUUUCGCUACAAGCAUCAGUCAAAGAAGCCUUACAUCUGUGGAUAUUGUAACUUCUCAGCAGUUGAGAACGGGCAUGUGAGGAGGCAUUGUCGCAAUAUCCAUCCAGGCCGGCCGGUCAGCGUCGUCAACAGUCUGAAAGCAGACCAAGAGGAGAUGUAUCCAGAUACACCUGAUGACAGAAAUCUACCGUCUGAUCUUGAUGACCAGAUCUCACAGUUAGGUCCAUACAUGUUCCAGUGUAACAUCUGCCAGUAUACAUCAGAGACCCAUCACCUGAUCGAACGUCAUGUUCUGUGCGUUCACUUCAAAUUCCAUAAGUACGAGUGUAAGUUCUGUACUUACACGGCAGCAGAGAAAGGCAAAAUUAUCAAACAUGGAAAACUCUUACACAAGGGGAAUGUUGGCUACUCUAUGAGGAAGUUUGAUGACAAGAGUAAAGUCCCGAGCAAAGGGGCUAGUGCGGCUUUGGGAAGUCCGAGAAUAGAAGUAGCGAGCAUGCCAGAGCAAAAGUUCACUCCACCUGCAGCUGUUUCUUUGAAGAGGAAGUCAUCGUCUAAGUCAGGUUUAGUCUCGAAGAAAGCCAAGUUGGAUGAGGAUGAUGAAGAGACUGUAUUAAAAGCUCUGACGAGACUCUACACAGAAGUGAGAGCUAACAUCAUCCAAACUGGUGAAUCAGAGAGGUAUUAUCGCUGCACAGCGUGCACUUACACAAAUGAUCAGAAGUGGUGCGUUGUCCGUCAUGUUUCAGAAUCCCACCCAGAGAGCAAUGAUUUUGAUUUGGUUGCUGAGAGACACAGGCACACGGAUCAGAAGAAGAGCAGUUCCUGCAAGAUCUGUGGUCAAGCCUCGGUGGCUUACUUUGAUAUAAAAAAGCAUGUACUUGCUGUGCAUUUCCAGUAUGGGAUAUAUAACUGCAAAUACUGUCCAUCAAGACUCCACUCUAAGUUCAAAAUGGCUGAGCAUGUCAGGACUAUCCACACCAGUGAAUCGCAGGAAAUAAUCGAGUAUCCUGAUCCUCUUAACAGAGUGAACAAUAAAAUGGACAAGUUCUGUACACCAAAGAAACAGAGUGACGGGAAAUACAAAUGUCUGUUUUGCCCAUUUGCUAGACCUCGCGCCAAGCACGUAGAACAACAUCUCAAAAAGGUGCACUUGAAUUACAUUAACCCCUUUAAGUGUCUCUACUGCGGUUAUAGUGCUAAAUGUAAGGACUCUGUCCGGGCACAUCAUUACAAAUGGCACAUCAAUGAAUAUUUCAGUGUUGUCAUUGUGAGGGCACCUGGUCGCUCAGCAAUGCAAUCCACUCCUGUUGAAUCUUCUCCUUCCUCCAGUCGAGGGAAUCGACUAAGUAGUGAGUCAUCAGGUAUAUCGGAGACAACUCAAGCUGGUACCAGUAAGAGAAAAAGAGAAAGCAGUGAAUCAUCCAGUGUUUCAUCUACUCCAAAGAAAUUGAUGAAAUAUGUUCCCGGAAUAGAGGCUGAACAACUUCUACAGGAUGAGGAGGUUGUGUCAGAGAAGUCGGUGAAAGUUGCUUCGCUGCCUAAGAAACCAAAGUUGAAAUCACCAUUUCUCAAGGUCAAAAUAGGCCCUAAAAUCUGUUCAGAGAAGUCCGAGCCAGUCGUUAAUCUUCGUUGUCAGCUUUGUGGAAAGAUAAUGUCAGGGGAGAUGCGGUUGAAAACGCAUCUGAUGAUGCACCUGGACUAUAGACCAUACACUUGCAUGAUGCCGCAGUGCCAUGGUCGUUUUAUAGAGUUUUCCGGUGUCCGCAGGCACAGUGAGGCAAUGCACCAGAAACCAGAAAAAUAUCGCUACAUCCCAGAUGAAGAGAUGGAACUGAAGGUAUACCGGUUAAUGAGUGGUGACAAAGUAGUGGAUCUACCAGAGAAGAUGAAAAGAUGUAACCCAGAGCCAGAAAUUGAACUUGAGACUAAGGUUAAGUUAGAACCUAGUCUGUCAUCAGUAGAGGUCGAGUCUGAGCCAUCAGUGGAGGAGAAUGUGAAAAGGAUUGUGCAUCAUGUAGAGGGGGAACUUGGUACACCAGAGGCAGUCGAGCAGCAUGGCCUGACUUCAUUCAAAUGUCCUCAUUGUCCACAAAUUUGCAAGGAUCGGCACAAUUGCAUGAAACAUAUUAGACGCCAUGGACCCAGGACUUCCAAAAAAAGGUAUAAAUGUUGCUAUUGUGGAUACUUGGGCCAAUUUCCAUCAAAUGUUAGGGAACACUGGAAGUAUAAACACGAGAAAUCAAUGAAACCGUUUGUUUUCAUAAAAGUUAAUGCCAAUAAUAAGACGAGUGAAGAGCAAGCUUCCUUGCCUGAUGAUUGUGACAAUGCAAGUCAUAAAAAGGAGGCUAGAGUAGAAGACCAGUCACCUCAGAGAAAGGAAGAUGCUGCCACAAAACAGUAUAAACCACCCAGUAAGCCGCGUAACUUUGCUCUUGUGAAAGGUCCUCUGGGAGAGCUGUAUGAGGGGAAAAGGAACAAGCGAACAGUAUUCUGCUGUCCUCAUUGUGAUCAUCAGAAUGAGAGCAGAACCAAUUGUAAUCGCCACAUACAACUACAUGGACCAAAGAUCUUCAAGUGUAAAUAUUGUGAUUACAUUUGCACACAGGUUCCCGAGGUGACCAAACACUGCAUAAGAAUCCAUGGGAGGAAUGGCAUUGUACGUCUUAGUGUUGAAAAGGCAAUUGCAAUGGAAGAGGGCCAGCUUAUAGGCAGCAAAGAAAGUGUUGUACCAGAAUCAUCAUCGGUAGAAAGUCCACGUCAAAAGCAGGAUAUAGCUAGUGAUGAAGACUCUGCAAAGAUAGCUUGGAUUGUCCAGAAACUUGGCUGGCCUAGGGUACACAAAAGCAGUAAACAGGGAAUAGGUAAAAAGAAGAAAUGGAGAUGUCCAUUUUGUCCAUUUUUGGAUAGAGUCAAAACUGUGGUUGUGAGGCACAUGGAGUUGCAUAUGGACGAGAAGUAUUCAGAUCAUAAUAGAGAUAACCAGGGAGCUCACAAUGUUGGAUCUGGAUCUCGAGAGUCACAACUGCCUGCUCAGGGUGAUGAUCUGUAUGCGGACGUUAUCAAAAAGUUGGGCAAACCAAGGGUAUACAGGAGUGGAGCCAGCUUCAGCAAAAGGUGGAAAUGUCCCAGAUGUUCAUUCUCACUUAAUACCAGGUGUGGUAUUCUGAAGCACAUGACAUCCCAUUUGGACGAAACGACACCCAGGAGUGGUCAGGAACGAAAAUCAACAACACCUCAAAUGUCCAGUAACGAGAGUUUGGCGCAUUCAUCUUCAUCAAAGCAGCUCACAUCGGAUAAAACAACACACGUACAAUCAGCAGACGUGCCCCCGAUUAAAAAGGUUAGGAAACGAGAUGGAACUGUCAAGUAUAAGUGCCAGUUGUGUCCAUAUGAAUCAGACAUAUCAAACAAUGCCAGAAUGCAUAAUAUUAGACAUGGACCAAAACGGUUCAAGUGUGCUCAUUGUGACUUCAGUGGCUUCUUUGCAUCAGAAAUUUCAAAACAUAAUGUGACACAUCUGAACAAACCUGUUGCAUGUUUGAAUAUAGAAACAAAUGAUGAAGCUGGAGUUUCCGUAGGAGCGGGGACGUCUGUUUAUAGCAAUGCCAAAGGAACAGCUGUUAGCAAUGCCAAAGGAACAGCUGUUAGCAAUGCCAAAGGAACAGCUGUUAGCAAUGCCAAAGGAACAGCUGUUAGCAGUGCCAAAGGAACAGCUGUCAGCAGUGCUAAAGGAACAGCUGGACCAAAGAUAGCAAAGAAAAGGUACUUGGGUGAACUUCCCGUGAAUAAAGUCACUGAAGGUGGGAGGACAGUCUUAAAAUGUCCAAAAUGUGUUUACUCUACGGAAAAUAACAAAUAUUACAGGAAACAUUAUCGCAUAAGGCAUAUGCCGAGUGCUGGUUCGUCUUCUGUUAAAGUGGAGAGAAUGCAAACUCCAGAGGCGCAGAAACAACCUGAUGCAUGUGAGGUUCGGUUCCAUUGUGAUAGGAUGGCAGGUUAUGGUGUGCCUUGCAGCGUAACUACCAACACACUGAAUGAAAUGAGAAGACAUUUCUAUCACAGGCAUCGGGGUAGGAAGUUGAGGUAUAAGAUUGUGGGGAAGGAGGAAUCCAAGGAGGAUGAUAAGGAGGAAGCAGCAACCAAGGUGCGACGAUAUGACAUACCCGUACCACCACUACCAGGCCGAGAUGACCAGGGUGUCUACCACUGCAGCAAGUGUUCUUUUGAAGCAACAGAGAAGUCUCCAUUCCAAAUCCAUUGGAAGGCCCACGUGAGAGGGUACACAUGCACAAUAUGUGGUUCUGUACAAGAUUACCUGAGUCACAUGGAGAGACACAUCAAAGGUGCACACAAGGAAAUGAAUUAUGAGCAGUUUGUCUCGGACAAUGCCAAGGAUGCGCUCAAGGAGAUGGAGGCAGCCAGCACCAAGGAAGCUCCAGUGAAGACUGAGAAACAACCUGCCAUUCAGAUUGAAAGGCAAGCAGUCUACAAAUGUAGCAAGUGUACCCAUACGUCAUUUUCUGAGUUGGACCAUGCGCUGCAUCUGUCGUUACAUGGCUCCCCAAAGAAGAACGAAAACUCGAGGAAGAUGGCUUGGACUGGAUGGAGUCCUAGGCCGUGGGAGUGUGGAUAUUGUAGUAAAGGCUUCUUUUCUUACUCCAAGGCAAGGUCACAUUGGUCUUACUCCCACAAUGAACUACCAGUGAAAAUUGUUCAAUAUGAUGAAAAGUCGGGGAAUAGGACGCUCCAGAAUGCUUUGCGAUCUCCUGUAUCACCUCGAACACGUACUAACUCUGACGCUUCUGGUACUUCCUAUGGGACUAAUCCUAGCAAGGGCUCAAAUAGUGACAGUAAUACUGGUCAUACAAAGCUGCUUCCUAAACCAGACGCUCAUGUGGAUUCAGAGAGGGGUCGCAGUGAGGAUGAGACAUUGAUGGACUCGUUAGAUUCAGGUGCAGAGAAACCUGCUGGGGUUGACACUGCUGAUUCAGAUGAUGAAGGAGAGGAACUGGGAUGUGUAAAAGAGGAGAACUUGUGGAAGUGGGAUGAGGUUGAUACUCAGGAAACUGAUGGGGUGGGUGAUGUUGAUGGGAAAGAUGAGGAAGGAGCUGAUGAGGAGGAAGAAGGUGUGGAUGACGAGGAGGCACAUGCUGAUGAUGACAAUGACGAUGAGCCCGAUAAUAAUGAGGGAGAUGGUAAUGAGGAGGUGCCAGAUGAUAGUGAUGCGGCAGAGCCUGAUGAUGACGGGGAGGGAGGGGAUGAUGAUGGGGCUGAUGACAGUGAUGAGGAGGGGCCCAAUGAUGAUGUUAAUGACGACGAGCCCGAUGAUAAUGAUGCUGAGCUGAGGGGUUAUGUUGAUGAAGGGGGACCAGAGUCGAAGGAGAGAGCUGAUAAUGAAGAAAGAAGUGCUGAUGACAAGGAUGAAUAUCAAGCUGAUCAUGAUGAAGAGGAUGUUGAUGACAACAGUGUGGUAGGUGCCGGUGAUGACGUAGGUGAAGACGGAGCUGAUAAUGAAGAAAAAGGUUCUGAUAAUGAAGAAGAAGGUUCUGAUAAUGAAGAGGAAGGUUCUGAUAAUGACAGUGAGGAGGGUUCUGGCGAUCUCGGUAAUAAAGCUAAUGAUACAGACGAUGGAGCUGUUUUGGAUGAAAAUGGACUCAAUGCCGUUGAUGGUAUUGAAGAUGAGAGGACUGAGGCUGUAAAUGAGGUGAAGGUGAUUGAUGGUUUUAAUGAGGAGGGAGACUCUGCUUUUAUGAAGGGUGAUGAUGUUGAUGAGGACUAUGAAGGGGGCUGGACAAUAGUUUCAGAGGAUGAUGAGUCACCCCUUAAGUGUGAAAAAUCUGUAGACAACAGGGAAACCAAACCUGAAAAAAGUGGCUGUUCUUUGAAGGAUUUGAAAUGUGAGUUGGACACUGACUGUGCUGAUGGAGGUUGGGAAUUGGUUGGGGAUGUUGUGGAGAACUCCAACAGUGAUGUAGUAAGUGGAAGCCAAGGUGAAGAGGCAUCACAGCUGUCGAGAGAAAUGAACAGCUCGGGGCAGGGAAGUCCAGGCGAUCCAACAGCUUGGAUGAUUUUAGGUAAGGAAAUCUGCAUGCCGCCUGAAGGUGGUUCUGGGGAAGACGUUACGACCGAGUCUGCAGCCAGUGCUUGCCUAAAAGGUGAAACUAAUGAGACUCUGGGCCAAGAAGUGGUGGAUCAAGGCAGAUGCCUUUCACCUUGCCUGAUAAAUAGAGAAGUAAACAGGCUUGGGGACUCCCCAAUAGUCUUUGACUGUUCAAAGUGUAACUUGUGUCCUCGGACAUGUGCACAACAUGGUAGUCCAGGUGAUGUCAAGUUACAGCCUUGUAUUCAUUUGUUUGAUGUUCACAAACUUGCUCAUGGAUCAUUAGCUCAGUUGUUGGCCACUAAUGGUGUGAGGGGUGACCCAAUAUUAUCAUAAGAGUGUCCUUGUGAAAAGUUUCACCUCUCCGCACUUUUUUUGGAGAUAGACGAUUGUGAUUGUCAGGUUACUAACUACAAUUUGGUAAAUUACAGAUGAAGUAUCAGAUGAUGAAGCUGCGACAGAUAUGGCAGAAUGUGAUAUAUUCUCGUGAACACUGCUCUAAUAACGUUUCGAUGAUCGUCCUGUAACUCGUGUGUAAGUCUAAAAGGUGCAUUGAAUUCGAGAGAUCAGUUGAAGAAGUCCUCGGGUUUAGGUGGAAAGUUGUCUUCUUCCCCAGGACUGUGAUACCUGCUAACCUGUUCAAAAUUGUCUACAAGUUUUUCAUCGGAUGGGUUUUUGCCAAUCACUGGUGGUUGAACUGUGUUUUCAUAAAACGCAUCAUCAAUACUGUGACUUUGCAUCAACCUGGAAAAUUAGUCAGUCAUCCACCAAACAGCUUGGUCAAUGGCUUUUAGAGACAACACUGCUACAAAGACACUGUUGAACUACAUGUAACAUUAACUGUAUUUUGGUAUAGGUGUAUCUUGGUUAUCCCUUGGUUGAUUUUGUUUUGUUUUAUCAUUAUAAUUGCUUUUCACUAUUCUUACUUGAGGUGCCGAUUUUGACGUAAAAUGUCACUUUUAGUUUUAUUUUUAUUUACAGUCUCACAAGUCGAAAAGUCUAUCGAGCAAAAGAGAUCAAAGACUUAGAUGAAAAACUGUCCCAAACCCCUCUGGAAUGUCCAGUUUGAAUACCAGUGUGACGCAAUGUGAAUAAACAAUUGAUGGCUCGGCCACGAUCACCCUCGGGGUAAAAGUGUGCCUUGCUCAGUAAACAUUGAUGAUGACCCAGCCCUGUCAAUGUGGUGACUUGAAUGAUGCUCAGCAACACCAAUAACCAUCCAAAUGCAAGCUGAUCAAACUUUUCUUGUUCUCGAAUUUGUUUAGUUUUAGACCACUUUUAAAUGUUUUCGUCUUGUUUUGUUUAUAGUUUAAUUUGAUUUCCUGUGAACCAAAGCUUUGUCAUAAGUCAUACAAUGUAAACUGUUGUCAGUCUUGUUGUGAUAUUUACAAAUGCGAAUUGCUGGCUGUAUCACAUUUGUGCUACCCUGGUCUGUUAGAGUUGGCUGCUCAUUCAGAUGAGCCCAUUGAAGAUUAUCACUGAAACAAAAUAGUCUGUGGAUUGAUAUAUAGACUGCAUUGAGUAUGACUUCACAACAUUGCUGAUAUGGAUUUAAACAAAGAACUGUAUGUGUAUAUAUAUUACUGUUAAUACAACAAUACCAACCAAUGACAACUGCUAAUAAAGAACUAUGCACUGAGUUGAGAUCAAGAGCUUGAGAAGUCACUGUGAAAUUAAUAGAAAGCUUCAGAUGAAAUUGAGAGGUUUAGAUAAACUUUAAGAUCGGUUUUCAAAGAAGUGACCACGGUUUAUUUAUUUUUCAACCAUGAGAAAUUGUUGUAAAUGCUAUAUUUUGUAGUAAGCGGAAAGAUAAUUCAGCCUUUUGAUAUGUGUAACCGCAGUGAGGGUCCAUGGCUUUUAGAGGCAACACUGCUGCGAAGUCACUGUUGAACUACAUGUAACCUUAAGUAGAGGUCCGGACAAAUGAGAAGGUGCAAUGUUGUCCAUUGCUGGGUUGCUCAGUUGGUGUUGGGAGUCUAACGCUACUAUUGUAAGUGAAAAUCACCGAGGGCAAUAACACUUAGUUCCAGUAACGUUGGCAUUGGUCUCUAAGGCUGAUCAAGGAACUGGGCCCAGUUGUAAAUCUAGUCAUUUGGAAGAAUAUCCCAAAGUUAUGAUGCUCUGAUCUUGACGUUACACAUAUCAGAAAGAACCUUAGUGCAUUUUGCCAGUUGGGGAUGAUAAUGAUAAGUGUAUGCUAAGCAUACUGUAGUUUGUAUCAUAAGUUUGUUUUUUUUCGAGAGGUUGCUUGGGCAUGCUUCUUCUAUAAAUGAUGUACCAUAUGCAUUUAGCAAACACUGUUUAAACAGUAAGAUAUGACCAGUUUUAAAAUAAGAGUUUGACUAAAAUGACUCAGAACAUCAGUGGAAAAAUUGGCUUUUGAAAUUAGGAAUUUCCACAUUUUGGAUCUCUCCAGGACAGCUGGUGUAUGUCUCCCAAAGUCAUUGAAUCAAUGCACUUUCUUCAACCAGCUAUCCAUUGGUUUAUGUUAAACUUGUUCGAUCUGAGUGAUGCUUCAACCUUUUGUAUAUAAACGGGGCAUUUCAUGACGGGUAACUAACAAUUGUGCCAGUAUCAUGCCAAAAGCAUUUGACAAUUAAUAAAAUCUUUUAUAUUAA